CCACUACUUCCGGGUUUCGGCAGUCUGGUCCAUAUCCACUCCUCAGUCGCGUUUCCCAACUACUCGCGCCCAUUGUACACAAACCAACGAGGAGUUGGCGGCUGAGCACAGCAUCGAUCGAGGGCUGCUCCUUUAAGAAAGACUAAGCCUGAAUUAUCACCCCACCUCCCCUGAUCUCCUUUACAGGGCUUUUGCGUUUUAAAAAAAAUCAACCCAGGAGCCGAGAGUGAUCAAAAGAAAAACGAGUGAGCUGAAUUUUUUGUGUGCAUUUGACUAUUCACGUUAGGUGUGCUAACCCGUGGAAGCGCGCCCUGGAUCAUCAUUCAUUCCGGGCUACUUUGACAAGCCUCGGCGUUUGAUUGACAGGCGUGGUGGCAAAAAGCCAUGAGACUUCGCUAGUUUUGUUUUGAGGGGUAUUUUCAUACUGUUUUUUUUUUUUUUAAAUAAGACUGGGUUUUCUCUCCCUAUGCCACUGCCCUGGGGAUAGCUCAGGCCCUAUUCACGGUUGCUUUGGACUGAACUUGAGCUGAAGAGGGCUAGCUUGAAUUCAUCGUUGCCUUUCUCUUGCAAGAAAUACGGAAUCUUGAAAGAUCUCGCAUUUGGAAUUUGCGUUUUUAUUUGUUCUUCACCCUGGCCUCUUAGGGGAUAUAUCCGAAGUGAAAGGAGAGAAGAAGAGAGGGACUAGAGGAGGGAUAUGGCGCAGCGGUACGAAGACUUGCCCCACUACGGGAUGGACGGGGUGGGUAUCCCCACCACCAUGUACGGCGACCCGCACGGUGCCCGCUCCAUGCAGGCCGUCCACCUCAACCACGGUCCCCAGCUACACUCACACCAGUACCCGCACACAGCCCACAGCAACGCCAUGCCGCCUAGCAUGGGCUCGUCCGUCAACGACGCCCUGAAGAGAGAUAAAGACCAGAUAUACGGGCACCCCCUGUUCCCCCUGCUUGCACUGAUUUUUGAGAAAUGUGAAUUAGCGACUUGCACGCCCAGAGAGCCUGGGGUCGCGGGAGGAGACGUUUGUUCAUCGGAAUCUUUCAAUGAAGAUAUAGCAGUGUUUGCAAAACAGAUUCGGGCAGAAAAGCCGUUAUUUUCAUCGAAUCCAGAACUGGAUAACCUGAUGAUUCAAGCCAUUCAAGUUUUACGGUUUCAUCUCCUGGAGUUGGAAAAGGUACACGAACUAUGUGACAAUUUCUGUCACCGGUACAUCAGCUGUCUGAAAGGAAAGAUGCCCAUCGACUUGGUGAUCGACGACAGAGAGGGCGGAUCAAAAUCGGACAACGAGGAAAUAACAAGAUCAUCCGGGCCUCUUGAUCAGACUUCCUGGAACAGAGAGCACGAUGACACGGCAUCCACGCGCUCCGGGGGUACACCUGGCCCAUCCAGCGGGGGACACACGUCACACAGCGGGGACAACAGCAGCGAACAGGGCGACGGCAUGGACAACAGUGUGGCUUCGCCGAGCACAGGAGACGAAGACGACCCGGACAAAGAGAAGAAAAGGAACAAGAAGAGAGGCAUCUUCCCUAAAGUGGCCACCAACAUCAUGAGAGCCUGGCUCUUCCAGCACCUAACGCACCCCUACCCUUCAGAAGAACAGAAGAAACAGCUGGCACAAGACACAGGCCUCACCAUCCUACAAGUGAACAACUGGUUCAUCAAUGCCAGAAGGAGAAUAGUUCAGCCCAUGAUCGACCAGUCUAACCGUGCAGUAAGUCAAGGAGCCCCCUACACCCCAGAUGGACAACCCAUGGGGGGCUUCGUGAUGGACGGGCAGCAGCACAUGGGAAUCAGACCACCUGGAGCGAUGAGUGGCAUGGGGAUGAACAUGGGCAUGGAAGGACAGUGGCACUACAUGUAGUCUUUCACCUGUCAAUCAAUCGCUCAUCAUAUGGGGAAGACUGCAGGGCAUGCCAGGGAAUUACCUGUCUGACGACGGCACUGCGGCCUGCUGGGCACCCUCACAUCAAAACCAGGACCCACCACUUCAAAACCAGGAAUCCCUACCAUAACCAGGAGCCUGCACAGCUGCACCAUGGCCCUCCCUUUGGGCCUCCCAGGCACCACAUUCCUGGACAUCCCCCCACCCUGCUCUGUCCCACCCAGUGAUGAUGAUGCACAGAGGAGGACAUCCCCACCACCAUGGGCCCAGCCACCCUGCCUACGCCCCCCUGCCAGCCUCCAGUCCCUAGAUGCCCAUCGCCCAUCCCAGCAGACCCCGACCCCCUACCCCCCUUCAUCCUGAACCCUGGACUGCCUCGCCCAGUAGACUCGAAGGGAUUCCUCUUUGAAAAAAAGCGAUUGAGAGACAUUGGGUGUUUUCUCUUACCCAAGACUGAAGACAACUAAAGAGGCACCUGCUAUGUACUAUGGACUCCUAGAAAAAUAAAAAGAGACUUCUUUCAGAGAACUGUACCUUCUCCAAGUCUUGACUGGGGAUGGAUUUGGACCAAGGAGAAGCCAAUGUCUGUAUAACACAGAGGUGCCCUUAAAAAUAGGAUUCCAGAAGAGAUGAGAAUGAGGGGAAAGAAAGACAGACAGAGAUUGAAAGGCAAACUAUAUCAACUCCUAAAGGGGAGGGAAGAGGAGAGAGGGGAGACACUGUAUACUGUUGUACAAUUACGCUGGACUCUCAAGGAGAACUGGGAAUUGAAGUAUUGUAAAUGCUAUGGUAUUGUUCUGCAUAACAUGUUGUUUCUAAUCGUUUUUUUUUUUAAAGGAUGUGAACUUCUUGUUUUUUUUUGUUUCUUUCCACACUAUGUGUGUGCUGUGUCUAUGACCUCUGACCUCCUCCCUAUUAAAAUCACCAUGAGUUUAAAAAGAUACAAAUAUAUGUGAAUAAAACCAAUAAUUCGAUCAACCAA
Molecule: messenger RNA, 2864 nt
Organism: Salmo salar (Atlantic salmon)
Lineage: Eukaryota; Metazoa; Chordata; Actinopteri; Salmoniformes; Salmonidae
Source: RefSeq, a predicted model, not a curated record